UUUUCGCCGGGCGGGAUUUCCGCAAUAUCAAGUAUGGCGAAGACGUACGAUUAUUUGUUUAAGUUACUGCUAAUCGGAGACUCCGGUGUCGGCAAAACCUGCGUGCUGUUCAGGUUCUCAGAGGAUGCUUUUAACUCGACAUUCAUCUCUACCAUAGGCAUUGACUUUAAGAUUAGAACGAUAGAGCUAGACAACAAGAAGAUAAAGUUACAGAUAUGGGACACAGCAGGGCAGGAGCGAUUUCGAACAAUCACAACAGCAUACUACAGAGGCGCGAUGGGUAUCAUGCUAGUCUAUGACAUCACCAACGAGAAGUCCUUUGAAAACAUAAAGAACUGGAUACGGAAUAUAGAGGAGCAUGCAUCGGCUGAUGUUGAAAAGAUGGUCCUCGGUAACAAAUGUGACAUCAAUGACAAACGGCAGGUGUCCAAAGACCGGGGAGAGAAACUGGCGCUGGAGUACGGUAUUAAGUUCAUGGAGACUAGUGCAAAGGCCAACAUCAACGUGGAAAACUCGUUUUUGACACUUGCCAGAGACAUCAAAUCAAAGAUGGACACAAAAUUGGAGGGCAGCAGUCCUCAGGGGAGCAGCCACAAGGUGAAGAUCUCUCAGCCCCAGAAGAAGAGCAGCUUCUUCCGCUGUGCCCUACUGUGAGGACCAGACCAUGGGUGUAUACCAAAUGGCCCACUAUUCCAUAUAUAGUGUGCUAUGUUUGACCAGGGCCCAUAGAACUCUAGUCAAACGUAUUGCACUAUGUAGGGAAUAGGGUGCCAUUUGGGAUGCAUACCAAAGGCCUUACCUACCCUCCGCCUGCCCUGGCUGGGAUAUGCUGGGGUGCUGGCUGGACACAACUGGACUGUGCUUGCUCCCAGCACCCCCCUCUCCUUCUACCCUAUUCCCUUCAGCCAGUCCCAAUUCACUCCCCACCUCUUCCCCUCGGCCCUAACCCUUAGAUGUUUGUGUAUCUGAAGUGUUUGAAUAGAUAUAUGCAGUUGUUUACACCUUGCAUAUACAGCGAGCUCCAAAAGUAUUGGGACAGUGACACAUGUUUGGUUGUUUUGUCUCUGUACUCCAGCACUUUGGGUAUUUGUGCACCUGUCAUUCUUCUUUCACUUGUCAUUAUUCACGAUUCAUUCAGGACUAUCCGUAACCAUGGUAGCAUCCACAUUUAAUGUAGAUACGUUAAGAAACAUUCUAUUGUUAUUUACAAUAACAGUGACUGAAAAAAAUAGCACAAUAACAAACAGCAAAUGCAUCCAACAAAUCUGUAGAAUCACAAGCUUGACGUAGUCAUUGUGUGCUAUGAAUAUGUGAUGAAAUACUUCACGUUUAAUUACGUUAAUACAUGUAUAAGUGAAUUUGUCCCAAUACUUUAGUUCCCCUAACAUGGGGUGGGACUAUGUACAAAAAGUGCUGUAAUUUCUAAACGGUUCACCCGACAAUGAAAAUACCCUCAAAUGAAAGCUGACAGUCUGCGCUGGAGUACCGAACCUGAACAACCACGAAUGUGUCACUGUCCCGAUACUUUUGUAGCUCGCUGUUCGUGAACAUCGAAGACUUGGGGCCAAUGGUAAUUGGUAAGGAGAUAAUUAGGACAAGUUGCCUCUCUUGCGCUCUCUCUCCCUCACUGUCCACCUCUCCCAACGUCACGCCCUGGGGUAGCUGGAGUACGGUAACCGCGACUCCAUCCACAAUGGCCCCGUGACACCUGGUAAUGCUGCUGUCCUACCUGCGGCACACCAACCUCCUGUUUUCUCUCACCACGGGUCGGACAGACAGACCAACCGGUGGAAACACCACUUGUUUUUUAAGAAGGUUCAAAUGACAUGUCACACAGAAAAGCUCUUCUUCCUGUUUCACACUAGUCUCUAUGUACAUACAUUUUUCACAUGCAGCCACCUGGCUCCACACCUGCCAAAGUUGGAGCCCCGUUUACUUUUCAGUUCGACCGCUUGAAUGACCCAAAGGUUUGGGAUUGGGAACAUGAUGCGUGGAUGUUUAGAUACUAUUUGUAGGCCUCUCUUCCCCUAGCCACAUUGUUAACAUGAGCCAGAGACUAUUUGUAGGCCUCUCUUCCCCUAGCCACAUUGUUAACAUGAGCCAGAGACUAUUUGUAGGCCUCUCUUCCCCUAGCCACAUUGUUAACAUGAGCCAGAGACUAUUUGUAGGCCUCUCUUCCCCUAGCCACAUUGUUAACAUGAGCCAGAGACUAUUUGUAGGCCUCUCUUCCCCUAGCCACAUUGUUGACAUGAGCCAGAGACUAUUUGUAGGCCUCUCUUCCCCUAGCCACAUUGUUAACAUGAGCCAGAGACUAUUUGUAGGCCUCUCUUCCCCUAGCCACAUUGUUAACAUGAGCCAGAGACUGAUAAGCUUAUUUUUUUGAUGAAAGAGUUUUUAAAUGAAUAUAAUAUGACUUGAAUAUUCACAAUCCUUCAGGAAAGAUUGAUCGCUAAAUAAUUUAAUUACGCAGACUAAAAGAAAAUUCAAUUUGAAUGAUAUUCCGUUUUGUUUACAUUCCAAGAUAAUAAUUUGAUGCUAUUCUAUACAUGAGAGGCUUGCAACAGGCCUCUCUUCCUGGACAAAGUUAUUGUACUGAAUCCAAGUGUUUGACUUGUUUACUGCCAGUCCCAGAUGUUGUCUUGAGAACAAACACACAGCCUCUUAACCAUAGUGCUGCAGCACCACCUGAAAAAUUUGAAUUUAAAAAUAUAUUUAGACUUUUUUUUAUAUACAUACAGUACCAGUCAAAAUUUUGGACACCUACUUAUUCAAGGGUUUUUCAUUAGUUGUGCUAUUUCUUUCUACGUUGUAGAAUAAUAGUGAAGACAUCAACAUGUCAUGUUAUUUCAUAGUUAUGUAGUAACCAAAAAAAUUGUUAAACAAAUCAACAUAUAUUUCAGAUUUUUUAAAUUAGCAACCCUUUGCCUUGAUGACAUCUUUGCACACUGUUGGGAUUCUCUCAACCAGCUUCACCUGGAAUGCUUUUCCAACAGUCUUGAAGGAAAAGUACUAAGCACAUGUUGGCUGCUUUCUUUCACUUUGUGGUCCAAUUCAUCCCAAACCAUCUCAGUUGGGUUGAGGUCGGGUGAUUGUGGAGGCCAGGUCAUCUGAUGCAGCACUCCAUCACUCUCCUUCUUGGUCAAAUAGCCCUUACACAGGCUGGAGGUGUGUUGGGUCAUUGUCCUGUUGAAAAACAAAUCACAGUCACGCUAAGCGCAAACCAGAUGGGAUGGCGUAUCUCUACAGAAUGUUGUGGUAGCCAUGCUGGAUAAGAGUGCCUUGAAUUGUAAAUAACUCAUUGACGGUGUCACCAGCAAAUCACACCACCUCUGUGUUUCAUGGUGGGAACCACACAUGCAGAGAUCAUCCGUUCACCUACCCUGCAUCUCACAAAGACAUGUGCAGUUGGAAUUAAAAAAUCUCACAUUUGGACUCAUCAGACCAAAGGACAGAUUUCCACCAGUCUGAUGUCCAUUGGUUGUGUUUCUUGGCCCAAGCAAGUCUCUUCUUCUUAUUGGUGUCCUUUAGUAGUGGUUUCUUUGCAGAAAUUUGACCAUGAAGACCUGAUUGACGCAGUCUCCUCCGAACAGUUGAUGUUGAGAUGUCUUUUAAUUGAACUCCGAAGCAUUUAUUUGGGCUGCAGUCUAAGGUGCAGUUGUUCUAAUGAACAUAUCCUCUGCAGCGGAGGGAACUCUGGGUCUUCCUGGGGAACUCAUUUCCUGUGACGGUCCUCGUGAGAGCCAGUUUCAUCGUAGCGCUUGAUGAUUUUUACGACUGCGCUUGAAGAAACUUUUCCGACUUGACUGACCUUCAAGUAAUGAUGGACUGUCGUUUCUCUUUCCUUGUUUGAGCUGUUCUUGCCAUAAUAAUGACUUUGCCCUAUUUGGUAAAAGACCAUCUUCUGUAUACCACCCCUACCUUGUCACAGCACAACUGAUUGGCGCAAAUGCAUGAAGAAGGAAAUUAUUUACACAAAUUAACUUUUAACAAGGCACACCUGUUAAUUGAAGCUGGUUGAGAGAAUGCCAAGAGUGCAAAGCUGUCAUCAAGGCAAAGGGUGGCUACUUUGAAGAAUUUAAAAUACAUUCUGAUUUAACUUUUUUGGGGGGUUACUACAUGAUUCCAUAUGUGCUAUUUCAUAGUUUUGAUGACUUCAUUAUUAUUCUACGAUGUAAAAAAAAUAACAAUAAUAAGAUGAAAAACCCUGGAAUAAGUAGGUGUGUCCAAACUUUUGACUGGUUCUGUAUGUAUGUGUGUAUUCACAGGUGUACAGCACUGGGCCUUAAAUAGUCUUGUAUUAGCUUCCCACGGCUAUGCUCUUAACACAAGGCCUGGGACUACUUUUUCUACUCUAGAACAUUCUUGUGUGAAAUCUGUUGAAAUGUGGCCCAAUGGAGCAGGGCUAUUUAAUUCUUACCCUACGAGGGCCGGAGCCUGCUGGUUUUCCGUUCUACCUGAUAGUUAAUUGCACCUACCUGGUGUCCCAGGUCUAAAUCAGUCCCUGUAUAGAAAUUAGGGUGCCAUUUCGAAAGCAGCGAUAGUGUUUUUUUUUUUUUUUUUCAGUCAAGUUACAGCAACAACAUCCAUUUAUAAGCUCAUGUUUAUUCCCAGCUAUAUGACGUCUCUGGUAGUUAGCUAGUGAAACACUCAGCUUUUUCACUCUAAACUGGAGUGGCUGUCUGCUAGUACAAACAUCCAUGUUACAAUGUGGACGGACAAACAGACAAACCCCUUCUGAUCCAAUGCAAUCCAUCCCUUUGCACUUUACCAGUAACCCUUUGUGUUGUGUGUAGUCUGUGCCAAGUGAUAGUUUUGCAAUAUAGAACAAGCAUAUUUUUGUCCAUUUAAUUGAAUGACAUGAUCUGUUGGAUUUAUGGUAAUGGUUGGUAGAUACUUUGGGCACAUUUUAGAUGAGUGUUGUUUAUUACGCCUUUAUAAAUGGCUUCCUCUCCGUUGCUACUUCUGAUAUGACUUGUGUUCUAUGGUUCAGGGCCUUUGGUCACAAAUGUCCCUGAAUAUUAAUGCUGACCUAGGAUAAGGUUGUCUUAUUUGUUAUGAUUUAAAGACAAAACUGAUCCUAGAUCAGUAUCCUGCUCUGAGACGCUUUAAGAAUACAGGCCCUGGUAUCAGUUUUUAGUAAAAGGGUUUUUAGUUGUAUGCUACUGCCCUGACAAAUUUGAGUAUAAUCUAAAUGUGACGUUCUCUUGGCUUAUGAAGUCAAGCUAAAACUUCAUCAAGGUCUUGUGAGUCUUGGUUUCAUGUGGUCGUGUCUGUCUUUUUUUGGUCAGUACCUUGUUUGACAGCUAGGUGGCAGCGCAUCACCACCGGCAGCUGUUUAUAACAUUGGAAUAAUGCGUUGAAAGAAAUGUCCAGAAUUAUGAAUUGAAAAAUCCAUUGAAAAGCAGUGUGAUAUUUUUGAAUAUGUUUUGGAAGUGCUAGGAUAAAAUGGUGUGUAUAUAUGAUAGACACACCUAGGAUCGCUUGUGUCCUACGUUGA
Molecule: messenger RNA, 5497 nt
Organism: Oncorhynchus masou masou (cherry salmon)
Lineage: Eukaryota; Metazoa; Chordata; Actinopteri; Salmoniformes; Salmonidae
Product: ras-related protein Rab-8A-like
Exons: 7
Coding region: 34-654 (206 amino acids)
Biological process (GO): Golgi vesicle fusion to target membrane; regulation of exocytosis; endocytic recycling
Cellular component (GO): plasma membrane; trans-Golgi network transport vesicle; synaptic vesicle
Molecular function (GO): GTPase activity; GTP binding
Source: RefSeq, a predicted model, not a curated record